UAUUUAUUAUUGUAUUGAUUGUUGUAACAGUGUUACGCCGGGUCAACGAAAAUAUAAUAUAUAUUAUUAUUACUUGAUUAUUACCUACACAAUGAUGAAGUAUAUGUUAUUUGUAUAUUUAUUUCAUUAUUCCUCUGUUGUAUACGGGGGUAAACAAUUUAGAUUAGGAAGAAGCAGAGGUGGAAACUUAGGGGUUCCUGCAGGCUAUGAGGGUCAAAAUCUCCCUCCUGCACAAUGGUUUAAUCAAAAACUAGAUCACUCUAGCCCCUCAGAUAUAAGAACUUGGAAACAACGGUAUUUUGUUAAUGAUAGUUUCUACGAUUUUAAUAAUCCUGGACCAGUGUUCCUUAUGGUGGGUGGCGAAGGACCAGCGGAUCCCAGAUGGAUGCUCACAGGUGCCUGGAUUGACUAUGCAAAGAGGUUUAAAGCUCUGUGCCUUAAUUUAGAACACCGGUAUUAUGGAGAAAGUCAUCCAACCAGUGACCUCAGUGUGAAGAACUUGCAAUACUUAUCAUCCUCACAGGCUCUGGCGGAUCUGGCCAAUUUCAUCAGUGCUAUGAAUGACAAGUACAAGUUUAACAGACAGGUAAAAUGGGUCGCAUUUGGAGGGUCAUAUCCGGGCUCGUUAGCAGCAUGGCUGAGGCUCAAAUACCCUCAUCUUAUCCACGCUGCCGUUUCCUCCAGCGGUCCGCUGCUGGCAAAAGUCAAUUUUAUGGAAUAUUUUCAAGUGGUAGUCAAUGCAUUACGCGAAAAGACAGGCGACGAUAAUUGCGUGGACCAGCUCAAGCUAGCGCAUGAACAGAUCGAGAUGAUGAUGCAGUUACAUCCCGAAGUCAUCGAAAAGGAAUUCAAAGUUUGUAAACCUUUUGCAAAAGCUAGUAUACUUGACAUGAAAACAUUCUACAACGCUAUAGCUGACGACUUCGCUGAUUUAGUCCAAUAUAACGAGGAUAACCGUAUCAGUGCCAAUGAGAAGUACAGGAAUAUCACCGUUAACACUGUCUGCAGCAUGCUUACCGGCCCAGAAAAGAAUCCAGCCUACAAAAAGCUAGCCAGUUUCAACUCCAUCAUGCUCGAGAAGGCCAAUCAGACCUGCUUAGAUUACAGCUACACGAAUAUGAUUGAAGAGUUGAAAAACACUACCUGGGGAAACGAAGGAGGUCGACAAUGGAUGUAUCAGACGUGUACAGAAUUCGGGUUCUACCAAACAUGUUCGGGGGCUGUUGAAGUUUUCGGCAAUCAUUUCGGCCUUGAAUACUUCAUACAACAAUGUCAAGAUGUAUUUGGUAAAAAGUACGACGAACAGUUUAUAUCAACGGCUGCUGAUUGGACGAAUAGCGACUACGGAGCUCUGGACAUCGCGGUGAGCCGGGUGGUGUUUGUGCACGGCAGUGUCGACCCCUGGCACGCGCUCGGCAUCACCUCCACAGUUGAUAACUACGCUCCCGCCAUAUAUAUUCAAGGUACUGCUCACUGUGCGAACAUGUAUCCUCCGAGUCCUAAGGACAGCAGCGCUCUAGUGGAGGCUCGCCUCGAAAUACAGCAGUUUCUUAGUGUUUGGCUCGACUUGCCGUAGACACUUGAAGGCAUUUGAGGCCCAUUACAGUGUGAUAGUUUUCAACGACAAAAAGAAAAAUAAAUUCGCAAUGUGAAUGUAUUCGCGCAACGUAGGACGCAGAUGUUGAAAGACAUCUAGUGUGAGUACCUAAUAUUACGAAAAAAACUUAGGAAAAAGACAUUUUAAAAUUAUAUCUAGCGUUUAAGAUAUAAACUUAUAAAAUGCAUUUAUACAAAUGAUUGCCAAUGAAAGGGAAACCAAGCUCUUAGUUUAUAAGAAAGUUACUUAUUGUAGAUAGAUUUCAAAUCUUAUGAAUAUUUUAUUUUUAUUAUGUAGGGCAUCUUAUUCUUUUGGUGGUGGUUUCUUUCUAAAAGUAAGAUUAACAUUAAUUACUAGUACAUUAUUACUGAACCUUGGAAAGAGUUGUUAAUUCAUAGCAUGGUACUCGAGGUGUACAUGACUUACCAGUUGCUCUCUUCAUAGAAUCUCUUUUUUGUCGACUUGAUAAACUAAAUAAAACAAUAUAAACAAUAAAA
Molecule: messenger RNA, 2094 nt
Organism: Pectinophora gossypiella (pink bollworm)
Lineage: Eukaryota; Metazoa; Arthropoda; Insecta; Lepidoptera; Gelechiidae
Product: putative serine protease K12H4.7
Exons: 9
Coding region: 92-1576 (494 amino acids)
Biological process (GO): proteolysis
Molecular function (GO): serine-type exopeptidase activity; dipeptidyl-peptidase activity
Source: RefSeq, a predicted model, not a curated record